This is a messenger RNA of Phytophthora infestans T30-4, 3557 nucleotides long. RefSeq lists its product as uncharacterized. The record is from RefSeq and is a predicted model, not a curated record. Gene Ontology annotation, molecular function: small GTPase binding; GTPase activator activity. Gene Ontology annotation, cellular component: nucleus; cytosol; perinuclear region of cytoplasm. Gene Ontology annotation, biological process: nucleocytoplasmic transport; activation of GTPase activity. Bases 75 to 3557 code for a protein of 1160 amino acids. NCBI's taxonomy places the organism in Eukaryota, Oomycota, Peronosporomycetes, Peronosporales, Peronosporaceae. The transcript is spliced from 5 exons.
CGCUGCCAUACCCGCCUUCUGUCUGUCAGCCGUUAGACGCGCAAAGAGUUGGUUAUCCUCCUGCUUCCUAACGGAUGAUGCGAGACGUGAGCGCUCGUUUCAAGUACAGCGAGCGCGAGUUCCGGGCGCAGCAGCAGCACAAGGCCGCAAGUCUCAGCGGCAACAGCAGCGGCGAUGACUCGGAAAAUAAGCCGCCGCCUGCAGACGCUAAUGCCGCUCAUAGCACCUGCGAAGGCAUGACCGAUGCCUGUCCGUCUCGCGAGCUCAUCCACAGCCACAUUCGAAGAUACUAUCGCGAAGUAGACACUACCGCCAAGGCCGCGGCUGAUUGGGACUCCGUAAGUGCUCGCAUCCGCAAAGACCUUGCCCCCUUUACAGUGCUUAAACUAGGCGGCUUCUCGCUGGGCGACGCCUGUACCCGAGUGCUGGGAGACGUACUGGCUCAUGGCGCCUCUAGAUUGCGCACGCUGGAUCUCGGCUUCAACCGACUGACAGACACGGGUGCGACACACUUGGCUGAGGCGCUAGAGACCAACACGUCACUCGAGAGUUUGUAUCUUUCCGGAAAUGAAAUCGGACCAGCAGGAGCGCGAGCGCUGGCACAGGCGCUGAUAAAGAACACGCAUCUACGCAGUCUGCACCUUAGUGGGAAUAAUAUUGGCGAAGAAGGCGCUCGUGUUUUGGCAGAUGGAAUUGCAGGCAACACAUCACUCAGAGCGCUCUAUAUGGGCACGAACGGCAUCGGUGCCACCGGAAUGCAGAGUCUAGCUACAGCCUUAACACAUAACAAGUCCCUGGAGGAGCUUACGCUGGGACAGAACAAAGUGGGAAGUGCAGGAGUGCGGCAUUUAGCUGCCGCGUUCGCUACAGGCCACGUAGCGCUGUCAACGUUAGAGCUCGGAAAGAACGGUGUGGAUCAGGAGGGCGCUAUUGCACUAGCACGCUCUCUGUGCGGUGCGAAUCGUCUGCAAAACUUGUACAUGGAUCACAAUCCACUGGGAGACGUGGGUGCCAGUGCGUUCGGAGCGCUACUCGCCCAAAAUACAGAGCUUCGUGUACUCGACUUGAGCUACACGCACAUGUCGUUGCUGGGCCUGCGAGAGCUCAGUGUCGUGGGGCUGGCACGUAGUCGUGUGUUGCUGUGUCUGCUCGUGGAUGGUCACGAUUGGGCGAGCACUCAAUACAUGAAAAAGAACCAGCAUCCGAGUCUAAAUGGUGCAUCAUUAGCCACCAAGGGCGCCAACAACUACGCUGCGUCCUGUAUUGCCGGUGCAAUCAACGCAAAUGCUCACUCGGUGCUGUUCAAGCUGACAGGUGUGGAUCUAAGUCUCGUGGUUGUAGUACCAGCAUCUUCCGGGUCCAGUGACGGCAGAAGAGAAUCGGAUACGCUCUCCAGGAAUGAAUUGGUGUUGAAGAGUUUGCACGAUGCGCGUGCUGCAGCACAUAACGCAGCCGCUGCAGCAGGUAUUCCCAUAAGCCACAAACGAAAGCCCACAGAGGACGCAGGGAACGCAUCAGCAGAUAAGACGAGGACGACAGGUGGAGCGGAUUUAGGGGCAGAUAGCGAUGCUGGUGAAACCUUGUCGACUGUGGUACAACACCCUAAGUUCCAGAAGCUUGAGGGCAAUCUCAAAGCCGGCUCGUCAUCUGGUAGUAUUAGUAGUGCGAACGGAGGUGGAAGUGGCGGCGGUUCGCGUUCAGGAAGUGCCAAUGCGCUGCUCGGAUUGCUGCCCCCUCCUCACAACGGGCCUGGCAAUGGUGCGUCCAGUUUGGCAGGUGGCAAUGGAGCCAGCUCUCCAUCCAAGACGACUAGCAACCGGCCGCCGCGUGUUAUCCGAAUCCCGUCGCGUGGAUCGAUGGGUCGCUUCCCGCGAUCGGGUGGGUCUUGCGAGAAACGAUUGUCACUCAAGAGUCCACGGUACGAGAGUACGAUGGAGGUUCAUGUCCGUAAGGUUAUAUCAGACAUCGCUAAGUUGCCAUUCAACGCUGACGAGUACGAAACGCUGCAGACAUAUUAUCUGGGAGGCCGGUGCUGUACCGGGCCCAAUGGAUGCAGCAGCGACUGGGGCGUUGACGGUGUGACGGGCGAGCCCACGCCUUGUCCUGCUUGUCGAUCGAGUCGCUUGGCGCGGUAUAGCCGCACGAUGGCCUUCAAAACACGACUCGAAACCUCGCGGCAAGCGACGGACACAGUGUUGUUGGUGCUGCUACGCCAGCUUCACUACCUCGUGGGCGCCUUCCAGAAUGUGGAAAAUGCUGCACAGACUAUUGACGACAUCCUCGUAUCUGUUCACGAGGAGAUAGACGAGCCGCUGCCUUCGCAAACGACAGCCAGCCAGCAUGAUAACAGCGACCACGACGACGACGAUGACCUGUGGCUCCUCCAAGCGCUUGCUAAAAUAGAGGAGGCGGCAAAUAGCACUCAAGGAGCCUAUACCACGGCUAUUGAGCACAGAGACCCCCCAGCCACCUUAUGUCACGGUGUACAGUUAGAUGGUGGAUUAACGAUGCUGGCUGACUGCCUGCAGAAGGUCUACUCACUCCAGACGCUCCGGACCACGUCCAAGCAAGCGGGACCUGCGACCAAGACAGUGACGUUCCAAGUGGGAUGGACUCCUCCGUUGGAAACGGAGCCCGUGGAGAUCCUCGAAGAAGAAGAGGAAGUGCGCGCUGAGAGAGCUGCUGACGGCGGCACGCCGCAGAUACUUCAAGGAAGGGAGCGCCAGGGAGAUGGCGGGGAACGUGGCACGCCGCAGCGAGCUGAUCCCGAGACGGGAAGGCACGAGACACGAGCGGUACACGUGGAAGACGAGCACAUGUUCGACGUGGUGUCUCCGUCUCCGGGAACGAGAAGGACGGUUGAAUCUGUGUCUGGAACGCCUCAGGGUGGACAGAUGUCUAACACAGUCCUUGAGCAGUGGGCACGCCAACCGGCGCCCAGCGAAGGAACGACGCCUGCAAGGACGACGACGGGUACGCUCUUUGACGCUUCGGUGAUGGACUCGGGAGGUCGCCGCGAGGUGGGGUUCGCCUUGGAUUGGACGUGUCCAUCCUUGCAACCGAUGAACAGCUCUAGAAGAGACGUGCCCCUGGUCACGUCAGCGUACGGACAACCCAACAACAGCGUGCCGGGCCAACAAGGAAGCAGAAGUGCUCCAGGUGUUGUUGCUAGAACAUCUAUGCGAGCGUACGUACCUGGUGGAAGUCGAGGAGCGACGCCUGUUCAAUCGAUGAGAACGCCGACGAGAGGAAGUGGAACGCCGACGACGGACCCAGCCUUACAGGCUCGCAUCAUGGACGGUCUCACCCAAUUGCUACAGAGGGCUGGAGUGACGAAUGGAACGCCGGUGCCGUCUCCAAGACCUCGCGCUACAGGACACGCGCCACGUACCGUGCCGACGCCGACCCGACCAGUGACGUCUUCAAUGAUGGGGUACCAAGGACCUAUGACCCCGAGGAUGAGGAAUCAAACGCCGGUUUCGACACCUAGCCGAAUGUCGAUGGCUGCUAUUCCUUCGUAUGGAGGUGUGUCAAUUCCAACGGCUGGUUCCACGUGA